Messenger RNA from Aspergillus candidus, 1486 nucleotides. Its product is annotated as SWIRM domain-containing protein. Bases 234 to 1418 code for a protein of 394 amino acids. The record is from RefSeq and is a predicted model, not a curated record. Gene Ontology annotation, molecular function: protein binding; transcription coactivator activity; chromatin binding. Lineage: Eukaryota; Fungi; Ascomycota; Eurotiomycetes; Eurotiales; Aspergillaceae. Gene Ontology annotation, biological process: chromatin remodeling; regulation of transcription by RNA polymerase II. The transcript has a single exon. Gene Ontology annotation, cellular component: SAGA-type complex; nucleus.
GGCGACUGACAAAUCACUUUCACGUGUGUUUCGCCUGCCAGCACCGCCAACGCUCUUUCUUACUGCUUUUCAUGAACACUACAUUGAUAUUAUCUGCCCACUGUCAAUCGCCACCUGAACAAUAUCUGUGACAAUCCCAGGUGACCGUCAAUUAGCUGGACAGCGUUCCUACCCCGCGCCUCUACCUCCUCAACUCUCGCGCGAAUUCCUUGGGCAAAGGGAUCUAUCUCACAAUGACCUCACCUUCCACUUCACCACUGGUGGAUCGAAGCGACAAAGUUAAGAUGAAACAUAUACCGUCGGUUUCUAGCCUCAUGUCGCCCCCUGAGUCGAAACCAUUCGAAAAUUUUAAUCCGUCACUGUCAUCAUCAUAUGAAGACUCGCAGGAUCUAUCAAAUAGCCAUGAUAUGAAGCUUCCCCCAAUAUCAGCCGAUCGCAAGCGAACGCAGUCAGAAAUGGACCUGCCAUCGCCGCCUGUUACUCCAUAUACUGGGAACAAGAAAAGGAAGACGAAUCUCUCCGAACUCGCUGAAAAUGACACCACCGUUGGCCCCAUUAGAGAUCCUGUUCUUUUUCCUCGCCAGGGGACUUCAUGUGAUAUUAUUGCAGAUGAGCCUCUGUUCGCUCCCAUGCUCCCCCCGGUAGCAGAAGCGCUGGUUGACCAACACAUCAACAACCACAUGGCAAGGUUUGAGAACAAGCUAAACAAACCGACACGUGAUGAGUACCUGUUAGCUCUUUCAUGUGUACCUGUUGUCUCAGCGCAGUACAAUCGCAAUCCAGGAGCAUGGGCCAAAGAGGAACGUGCAACGCUGGAGCGUCAGCUGAUUCUGAUGCACCGACCCCAACCUCAAAUAUCAGAGGCCAAAUUGAAGAAGAUUGCACCUGCCCCCGCGAAAAGGACACUUACAAGCCAGUCUCGUGUACAGCGAAAUACUAGAGUCAAGCGCACGCCAAAGCAAACACCGAAGCAGAAAACACUGGAUCCAUUUGACUCACCGCCCUCGUCGUGUAACAAGACAUCCCGUGCUCUAGGUACAAAUCGUGAUGACACUGAUUAUGAUUCAAUAAGAGACUAUGCCCCUUCGCCUGAGACGCUAGGUGGCAAUGCCAAAGCGUUGAAGGCAGAUUGGAAAGGGCAGAUACUUGAUCUCACUAAUGAUCCAGAUAGGCUCUUGUUGAGCCCUGCUGAGAUCAAUCUUGCCGCGACUCUGAGACUAUCCUGCGCCACAUAUCUCUGCAGCAAGCGACGUAUUUUUGAAGCCCGUGUCAGGGCCUUGAAUGUUGGAAAGGAGUUUCGCAAAACUGAUGCGCAGCAGGCCUGCAAGAUUGACGUUAAUAAAGCAAGCAAGCUUUGGACCGCAUAUGAACGUGUUGGUUGGUUCAGACCUGAACAUUUCCAACAGUACCUGAAGUGAUCACCUGUCGUUUCAACUGUCUUUGCGAUGUGAAACUGUUUACAAUGCUUAUAGUACAGCCUUUCGCU